Messenger RNA from Plasmodium vivax (malaria parasite P. vivax), 888 nucleotides. RefSeq names its product U6 snRNA-associated Sm-like protein LSm4, putative. Gene Ontology annotation, cellular component: U6 snRNP; U4/U6 x U5 tri-snRNP complex; catalytic step 2 spliceosome. The transcript is spliced from 3 exons. Gene Ontology annotation, molecular function: RNA binding. The coding region runs from base 346 to 657 and encodes 103 amino acids. The record is from RefSeq and is a predicted model, not a curated record. NCBI's taxonomy places the organism in Eukaryota, Apicomplexa, Aconoidasida, Haemosporida, Plasmodiidae. Gene Ontology annotation, biological process: mRNA splicing, via spliceosome.
GCACAAGUGUGAGUUAAAAUUUCAGAUUCGAUGAAACUUCCAACAAAACUUACAAUUACCGUUUCGUUUAAAAUUCAUUUUGUUUCCCCUCCAGUUAGCAUUCACUUAGCCAUGCAGAGGAAACCCAUGCCAAGAUAGCACCCAUGCGAUAACCACAAGUUUUAAAAGAGCUAGCCAACCAUUUGAGAGGCAUACACUACUACAGAGGAGAGGCAACAAAUCAACACAGCUACGUUCUACCCCCUUUAGGUUAAUUUAUCUCUUCCGUUUGGCUGCCCUCCUGCGUAGUUAUCAACCAAAAAGUACAUUCGAUCGUUUUUGCCGUACUAGUGAAGGGAGUAAAAAAUGCUUUUUUUUACCUUUUUUCAACAACUGGCAGAGAAAAACCACCACGUGACGGUCGAACUGAAAAAUGAUUUGCAAAUAUCUGGGGUGCUGCACUCGGUAGACCAAUAUCUGAACAUCAAAUUGACCAAUGUGACUGUGAACCACCCGGAGAAGUAUCCUCACUUGCUGUCCAUCAAGUCCUGCUUCGUGCGGGGCUCUGUCGUGAGGUACGUUUUCCUGCCGUCCAAGGAAAUCGACGUGGAGAAGUUACACCACAUGUGCAGGAAGGAAGCCAAGAUGACUUCGGAGAAGGAGAAGGAGAGGAAGUGACGGGGCGGGGCAAAUAGAUGUCACAUGGCGAUGCCGCUCCCCCCCCCACUUCCUCCAAAUGACGGCCACAAGCAACAAAAAACGCGAUAUGGCCAAACGUUUGUGGCAAAACGGGGUCAGUCAUCCUUAGGAGCGCAAAGCAGUUUUGGUCGCCACCCCUUAGCCCCACGUGUAUCAUUUUUUUUUUUUUUUUUGUCCUUCAUUUUGCACAUUUUUUUUACAAUAACUUUU